Metarhizium robertsii ARSEF 23 is the source of this 2097-nucleotide messenger RNA. Its product is annotated as proteinrelated to kinetoplast-associated protein KAP. Gene Ontology annotation, molecular function: actin binding; microtubule binding. The transcript has 3 exons. The record is from RefSeq and is a predicted model, not a curated record. Bases 1 to 2097 code for a protein of 698 amino acids. NCBI's taxonomy places the organism in Eukaryota, Fungi, Ascomycota, Sordariomycetes, Hypocreales, Clavicipitaceae. Gene Ontology annotation, cellular component: actin filament; cytoplasm. Gene Ontology annotation, biological process: actin filament polymerization.
AUGCCGCUUGUCAGACGACACACCAUCACCAUCCACCCAGGCGGCGAGAGUUCUCGCUCAACUUCUUAUCAUAGCGAAGGGGAAUCGUCUCGUCCCGAGGCUGAAUUCUCCGGAGCCGACGACGAAGGAGACUGGUACGACGAGGACGACGAGGACGACGAGGGCCUUCAACCUUCUGAUUCAGCUUCCGCUAGUAACGACCACCCACCUUCACGUCCCCGCGCUGCCGUAAGAACAACACCGCGCCGCCACCGGAUUGCCCGACCACAUCCCCAAGAUUAUCCUCCGGUGCCAUCACACGCACCGAUUCCGCCGCCCAGCGUGGAUCCAUCAGAGGAUUUUGGCCAUUACGGCCAUGGCUUCCAGCCUCAACAUGGUCCUCGCGGUGGCUACUAUGGUGGACGGAGCCAACACCCAGGCUACCAACAGCAGCAGGGCCAUUAUAUGGGGGGAUAUCCAGGCGGUAGUCAAAUGGUCCCCUAUGGUGGAUAUGGCCCGAACCCAUUCACACCUAUGAGUAACAGCACUAGCGGUGCUAGUUUUUUUGGAGGUGAACCAAGAAUGUAUGACAUGAUGCCAUAUCAGCAUCAACAGCCCGGGUACUAUCCGGGGCCACAGUACAACCUGCCUGCUCAGCUACAACAAUUUCAUCUCACUGCGCCUCCACCUCCCGCCACUGAAGCUCCUGCGCAGGCCCCAACCCCUCCUAAGGAACAGCCUCCAGAUCUGGAAAAGAUAAAACUCGAGGCGGAACUUGCUGCAUUUAAGGCGCACGAACAGAAGGCAAAGGCAGCCGCAGAACAACUUGAAAGGGAGGCUCAGAUUCGCAAGGAGGCCGAAGAGGCAUUUCAACGCAGGAUGGACGAUAUGAAGAAAGCACAGGAGGAGGCUCAGAAGGAGAUUCAGCGUGCCAGAGAAGAAGCCGAGCGCACUGCCAGGGAAAGAAUUGAGGCAGAGCGCAAAGCUGAGGAAGAGAGGCAAAAGGCUCAUGCUGAGGCCAUGAAGCGAGCCGAGGAGAAUGCGAGGAUGAAGUUUGAGGCUGAGCAGAAAGCUGCCGAGGAGCGCAGGCAGAGAGAAGAAGAAGACCGCAAAAGAGCUGAAGAAGCUGCCAACGCCCGACUGGAGGCUGCAAUAAGGGCUGAAGCUGCCGCACGGGAGGCUGCGGAGAAAAAGGUUGCCGAGGAGGCAGAGAGACUCAAGUUGGCGCAAGAGGAGGCCAGGCGCAAGGGAGAACUGGAAACACUAAAGAAAAUUGAGGAAGAAAGGGAGAAGGCGAAGAAGGCUGCUGAAGCCGCAGAGGCUGCUAAAAACGAGCAAGAGGCCCUGAAGAAACGUAUUGAGGAGGAAACUAAAGCAAGCGUACAAGCUGAAAUAAGGAAGAAGAUGGAAGAGGAGGCCGAGAAAGCGAAGAAGGCCGCCGAGGCUGAAGAAGCUGCCAAAGCCGAGCAAGAAGCUUUAAAGAAGCGUAUCGCUGAGGAAACCAAGGCCGCUUUGGAAGCAGAAUCAAAGAAGACUGAGAAAGCCCCUAUCAAAUUCAAGGACGCGGUGGGCAGAGACUUCAGAUUUCCCUUUCACCUCUGCUCCACAUGGCAGGGCAUGGAAACGCUCAUUAAGCAAGCAUUCGAACAAGUUGCUGUUCUCGGGCCACACGUUCAGCAGGGUCGUUAUGACCUGAUUGGCCCAGACGGGCAAAUAAUCCUACAUACCAUCUGGGACGAAACUAUUCAACCGGACUGGAGCAUCACAAUGACCAUGUGGCCCAUGGAUGCAAAUAAGCCGCCUGCACCAAGGAUACCAGAGAUGAAUAUCCCACCCAUGGGGGCCGGCAGACGACAUCCACACAAUCCCAUCCCAGUGCCACAGAUGGUACCUCCCCAAGGGCGCCGACCAGACAUGCCACCUGGUGUCGGUAUGCCACCACCGCCAGGUUGGCCGCCUGGCCCUCGACGAAGUGGUCCACCACCAAAUAUUAUAAACGUUGGGCCAGCACCAGGAGCACACGCAGCACGAUCUGGACCCUCCAGGCCUUCAAAACAUAAAUCAAAUCAAAACUCAAUGCUUAAGUUUCUCGCUGGUGGGCAAACUAAAAAGAGGUGA